Molecule: messenger RNA, 1456 nt
Organism: Gaeumannomyces tritici R3-111a-1
Lineage: Eukaryota; Fungi; Ascomycota; Sordariomycetes; Magnaporthales; Magnaporthaceae
Exons: 4
Coding region: 287-862 (191 amino acids)
Biological process (GO): retrograde vesicle-mediated transport, Golgi to endoplasmic reticulum; protein retention in ER lumen
Cellular component (GO): Golgi membrane
Source: RefSeq, a predicted model, not a curated record
CAGAUUUCAUUAAUCAAAUCCGAGCCUCCAUUUUUCUUCCACAGUCGCGACACCACCUCCCCGGCGCAAGUCUCUAGCUCAUCGGGCUCGUUUCGCACCGUUGACGUAGCGAUCGGAAACAUCCACCAUCCACAGCCAUCUCGCCUUUCCUCGCGGCCACCCUCCCGACCGAGCAGCGACCCACGACCGCGUCCAGCUCCUACCACAGCCUGCCUGCGCGCGAAUCCUGCAUCCUUAUCGCGCCAUUAUCGCGCCCCUCAACCGGCCUCCCUUGAACCCGACCAAGAUGGACUCGGCCGAGCCCGACCAGACGCCGUUCGCGGCCGUCAGUGCCCAGACAUCCAAAAUCACCCGACAAUACCAAGCUCUCCUUGACAAGUCUACUCCGUUUGUGCUGUACAGAUGGAUCGGCACCGGCGUCACCUUGUUCCUUUUCUUUAUCCGCAUUUUCGUUGCUCAAGGAUGGUACAUCGUGGCAUAUGCACUGGGGAUCUACCUGCUCAACCUGUUCCUUGCCUUCCUGCAGCCCAAGUUCGACCCCUCCAACGAGGCGCUGGACAAUGAGAUGGAGGAUGGCUCGGUUGGGACGUUGCCGACCAAGCAGGACGAGGAGUUCCGCCCGUUUAUCCGCCGCCUCCCCGAGUUCAAGUUCUGGCACGCCGCCACUCGCGCCAUCGUCAUCAGCUUCCUGUGCAGCUGGUUUGAGAUCUUCAACGUCCCCGUCUUCUGGCCCGUGCUCGUCAUGUACUGGUUCCUUCUAUUCUUCCUUACCAUGCGGAAGCAGAUCCAGCAUAUGAUCAAGUACCGAUACGUCCCCUUCUCUAUGGGGAAGACGCGGUACGCACGCAAGAACAACUCAUAGAGGGCUCAUUCGGACGCGGGACUGCCAACCAGCCGGAAGGCAGCGUGUCGACACGGGCCAGGCGCGACAUAUCCCUAACAAGGCCGUGGGUACGGUCGUCGGUCGCAUGCCCAGCUCUAUCGCAUCUUGGCGCCUUGUCGAGGUUCCAUGUAUUAUGACACGGAAGCUACAUCUGUGGGCAGGUAGGCUUUGCCGGACGCAGCUAUCUCAAGAAUCUUUUAAUGCUCCGACAUUUACGGCAUGUUUCACUUCUAAAAUGGAUUUACAUCUUGUCACGGCCAUCCUCGACAAACUGGGGCGAGGCUGCAGCUUCUAUCUGGCGGCUGGCUGGCUUAUUUGGGCGGGUUCGGGAGUGGGCUAUCUGCAUACAGUUGGUUUGCGACAGGCUGGGCUGUUCGCUGGAGUUUGUUUUUGUUUGGCGCGUAGAAGGAGAUCAUUGUACGAGAUAUUUAGAGCAGCAUACAUGCGCACGAUUUCAUAUCUUGGAAAACAGCAGGGCAUAUUCAAUGCCUUAAUUAUGAGGGUCUUCGGAGCUGCUUGCAAGGUACCAAGAAUGGAAUGGAAGCUUGAAUGUCCAGGGUUGGUAGAGGUGGC